This is a messenger RNA of Clonostachys rhizophaga, 3165 nucleotides long. Lineage: Eukaryota; Fungi; Ascomycota; Sordariomycetes; Hypocreales; Bionectriaceae. The record is from the annotation of a GenBank genome assembly.
AUGUCCCUCCCUGAAUCACAGCCAGAUUGGAAUAACCUCAAGGUACUCCAACGUAAUCGGCGGCCUACUCGAGCGCACUUCUACAAUUAUGAGGAUGAAAUAACCGCACUUACUUUGGAUCGUAACAAGAGUGCCCUCUACCGAAGCCUCAACGGAUCGUGGAAGUUCCGCCAUGACUUGUCGCCCUUGGAGGCUCCAGAUUGGGCGGCCACUGACCCAAACCUGUGGGACGACAUCACGGUUCCAGGCAUGUGGCAAUUGCAAGGCUAUGGUAGUCCCCACUACACAAACGUCAAUUAUCCAUUCCCAGUUGAUCCACCAAACGUACCAUUGGAGAACGAGACAGGCUCGUAUUGGAGGAAGUUCACCAUGCCUCAGAGCUGGGACGUUGGCACUCACACUGUAAAAUUGCGCUUCGAGGGCGUUGACAGUUCCUAUCAUGUCUGGGUGAAUGGCAAUGAGGUUGGAUACAGUCAAGGGAGUCGCAACGCCGCUGAGUUUGACAUCACCAGUCUGUUGAACAAUGGAAAAGACUGCGUCAAUACGGUGGCGGUCCGCGUGUACAAGUUCUGUGACGGGACUUAUAUCGAAGACCAGGACCAGUGGUGGCUAUCAGGCAUCUUCCGGGAUGUCUACCUCAUCGCUUUCCCACAGCAUGGAAUCUCCGACUUCACCCUCACCACUAACCUGGACGACACGUUUACCCAAGCUGAGAUUACGGCAAGUGUCGAGACUCACGGAGACGUAAGGGAUUUCAAGCUCAAGCUGCUGUCCCCCGACGGGGGGCUUGUUGGUCAAGGGGCAGACAGCACCAGCGUUACCAUACGAGUUACUGGCACUGAGCUCAAGCUAUGGUCUGCCGAGCAGCCUGUGCUGUACACUGUCCUUCUCGUGUGCGGGAACCAAGUCAUCCCACAACGCAUCGGCAUCCGGCGAGUGGAAGUGCGCAACGCCAACAUUCUGCUCAACGGUCAACCCAUCAUAUUCUACGGCGUCAACCGCCAUGAGCACCACCCAACCCUCGGUCGCUCGGUGCCUUACGAGUUUAUGCGGCGCGACUUAAUCACCAUGAAGCAGCACAACGUCAAUGCCGUCCGUACGUCGCACUACCCCAACGACCCGCGGAUGUACGAGGUGGCCGACGAGCUCGGCCUGUAUGUCAUCAAUGAAGCCGACCUUGAAUGUCAUGGCUUUUACAAACCUGAGCGUGCUAAGUUGGCCGCUCAAGGCUUGCAACUCAGCAGGGUCGAGUUCCGGGAGCGGGUUUACGUCGAAUCCAGACCGUGGAUAUCGGAUAAUCCUGCCUGGAGGGAAGCAUACCUGGACCGCGCGGUGCAGCUUGUGGAGCGCUUCAAGAACUCGACCUGUUCCAUCAUCUGGUCUCUGGGCAACGAGGCCUUUUAUGGUCAGAACCUCGCUGCUAUGUAUCAUUGGGUCAAGAAGCGUGAUCCAAUGCGGCUGGUUCACUAUGAAGCUGAUCGGGAGGCUGUCACUGCAGAUUUUUACAGCUCCAUGUACAACACCUUGGAUGAGUUGAGGGACCACGCCGCGAGCAAGACGGAUCGCCCGUUGAUUCUAUGCGAGUACGCUCAUGCCAUGGGGAACGGGCCGGGUGGCUUAAAGGACUAUAUCGACACUUUCCGGAGCGAGAAGAUGCUGCAGGGCGGCUUUGUCUGGCAGUGGGCAAACCACGGCUUACUGACCAAGAGCGAAGACGGGACCCCGUUUUUCGGGUACGGAGGGGACUUUGGUGAUGAGCUCAACGAUGCCGACUUUAUCCUAGACGGGUUGCUGUGGUCCGAUCAUACGCCGAAUCCAGGACUAUUCGAAUACAAGAAGGUCACAGAGCCUGUGACGGUGGAGGGUAUCAAUGUCAAGAUGGGAGAGAUUGCUCUUCGCAGCCACUAUUUCUUCUCUGACCUGUCUCAUCUCACGUGUUCGUGGAGCGUUACGGUUCAAGACGAGGAGGCUACGGAGCCUAGGAGCAUGGAUCUUCCACAUAUUGGCCCAGGACUGACGGCUACUGUCCGGCUUCCUGCUGAGUGUGUCACAUUUCUUGAAGCCAAGUCGUCGAGCGAGAGUUGGGUGAAUCUCUCCUUUCGGCUGAAGAGCGAUACCAACUGGGCUCCAGCAGGACAUGAAGUCGCCUGGUCCCAAGUCCAUGUUCCAUCGCCGUCGCCAGGAGAGCCUUCAAACAGUGCAUCCGCCAUAGUGAAAAACGUCAAGGUUCCCAUAAUCAACACUACACCGGGCCGGUUAAUCGUGUCUUCUGCCAACAGUAAUGCCCAGAUGGUCUUCAACCUCGUCCGUGGCGGUUUUCAAUGGACAUCCGAGUCUGGUGUUGCAGUGACCAAAGGUCCAGAUCUGAGCAUUUACCGUGCCAUGACGUCGAACGACCUCGGCUUCGGUGGCGAUGGCGCCGAGUGGCAACGCUGCAUGGUUGACUGGGCGCGUUCAGCCGUCAUCAAAACGACCUGGGAGCAGGACAAGGGUGAUGGUACCAACGGCGAUGUCAAAGUCGCCAUCAAGGUGCGCAUCGGGCCUCCGUCCCUCUCAUGGGCCGUCAGAGCAACACUCGAGUACGUCGUCUCGGGCUCGCUCACAACCGUCUCGAUCCGGGCCAGGGGCGAUCUAGAACGCCGAGAAUCCGCCUCCCCGGCUCCGCAUGUUCUCCCACGCAUCGGGCUGGAUCUAACUCUGCCUAGGUCCUACAACCGUGUGCACUGGUUUGGUAGAGGUCCGGGCGAAGGCUACCGCGACAAAAAGGAGGCGUCGCGCGUGGGGUUGUACCAAGCGAGUGUGGAUGAGUUGCAUGUGCCAUAUGAAGUGCCACAGGAGAACGGCAGUAGGGGCGAUGUUCAUUGGGUUCGGCUACAGGCUGAUGAAGGCAUAAGUGACACGCCUAUCCUCGAGGUGCGGAUGGUCCAUGGACAGUUCAACUUCACUGCGCGAAAGCAUACUCCGCAGGAGCUUGAUCGAGCAAGACAUCCGCAUGAGCUGAAGGAGUGCGAUGAGCUGCUGUUAAGUCUGGACUAUGCGCACCAUGGUCUGGGGUCCGGGUCUUGUGGGCCUCCGCCGUUUGAAGCGUAUCGGUUAUAUGCUGAGCCGUUUGAUUUUACGACUGUAUUGAGGUUGGUUGAGGAUGGCGAAGCCAUGGACACUUGA